AUGUCGACUACUGCAGCAGAUGAACAGAAAUCUCAAGCAUUACAACAAGAAUACAAUAGAUUCAAAGAAUUAAUUAGUGAGUUAGAAUCACAAUUAUCAAGUGUAACAGCACAAUUACAAGAACAUGGAAUUGUUGAUAAUACAUUAUCUUCAAUAGAACCAGAAAAGAGAACAGGUAGAAAAUGUUUUAAGAUGAUUGGUGGAGUGUUGGUGGAGAAAUCAGUUGAUGAAGUGAUAAACAUUUUAACUGAAGAAAUAAAUACAUUAAAAGAUCAACGAUCAAAAUUGGAUGAACAAUUAACCAAGAAUAGAAAGGAAUUGGAAAGUUGGAUGAAGAAGCAUAAUGUUAAAGUUGUUCAAGGAAAUCAAUAG
Messenger RNA from Hemisphaericaspora subhashii, 372 nucleotides. RefSeq names its product tubulin-binding prefolding complex subunit. Gene Ontology annotation, cellular component: cytoplasm; prefoldin complex. The record is from RefSeq and is a predicted model, not a curated record. Gene Ontology annotation, biological process: protein folding. Bases 1 to 372 code for a protein of 123 amino acids. Gene Ontology annotation, molecular function: protein folding chaperone. NCBI's taxonomy places the organism in Eukaryota, Fungi, Ascomycota, Pichiomycetes, Serinales, Debaryomycetaceae. The transcript has a single exon.